Molecule: messenger RNA, 165 nt
Organism: Aspergillus melleus
Lineage: Eukaryota; Fungi; Ascomycota; Eurotiomycetes; Eurotiales; Aspergillaceae
Exons: 1
Coding region: 1-165 (54 amino acids)
Source: RefSeq, a predicted model, not a curated record
AUGAUCUGCCACGGCAACCAGGACCUGGAAUUCCGCGAAUUCUGUAGAGUCAUUCUGCGACCGAACUACCACCUCUCCGUCUUCUCCGGAGCCAAGCACAGUGACGUUAGAUGUUUCGGAGACGGCCAAGACAACUACAUGGAUGCCGUCUGUUCGAAGAAAUGA